GUAAAGCUAGGCCUGCUGGGAGAGGAUGAGGAGGAGGCCCUGCCCCUCCAAACGUGGCCUCCUAUGGACACCCAGACUCACAGCCUUCCUAUCACCCACACUCAGCUCCAUAGCAACUCUCAGCCCCAAAGCCGCACCUGCACCCGCCAUUGCCAAACCUUCAGCCAGAGUUGCAGACAGAGCCAUCGUGGCAGCCGGAGCCAGAGCUCCAGCCAGAGCCCGGCCAGCCACCGCAACCCAACUGGAGCCCACAGCUCAUCCGGCCACCAGAGCCAGAGUCCCAACACUAGUCCACCACCAAAGCGCCACAAAAAGACUAUGAACUCCCACCACUCUCCCAUGCGGCCCACCAUCCUGCACUGCCGCUGCCCCAAGAACAGAAAGAACUUGGAAGGCAAGCUGAAAAAGAAAAAAAUGGCCAAGAGGAUCCAGCAGGUGUACAAAACCAAGACGCGGAGCUCAGGAUGGAAAUCCAACUAAUGAGACCGCACUCCUUGGCUUGUUCCUGCGUGUUUCACCCAAAGGAGAAAAUGCUAGGAUGAAGUCAAUCUUCUUGCAGGAACAUGUUACUAUGGUGAUUUCUACGCAACACUAAUUAAAGCUUGUACCUGGAAGACUA
Messenger RNA from Homo sapiens (human), 619 nucleotides. RefSeq names its product transition protein 2 (gene TNP2). The record is from RefSeq and is marked validated. The coding region runs from base 64 to 480 and encodes 138 amino acids. Gene Ontology annotation, biological process: spermatogenesis. The transcript has 2 exons. Gene Ontology annotation, molecular function: DNA binding. NCBI's taxonomy places the organism in Eukaryota, Metazoa, Chordata, Mammalia, Primates, Hominidae. Gene Ontology annotation, cellular component: nucleosome; nucleus; chromosome.